Ficedula albicollis (Collared flycatcher) is the source of this 1880-nucleotide messenger RNA. Its product is annotated as vimentin. The transcript is spliced from 12 exons. Gene Ontology annotation, cellular component: plasma membrane; axon; type III intermediate filament. The coding region runs from base 1 to 1443 and encodes 480 amino acids. The record is from RefSeq and is a predicted model, not a curated record. Lineage: Eukaryota; Metazoa; Chordata; Aves; Passeriformes; Muscicapidae.
AUGAGCCGCCGUGACCGCGACCCCGGGUUCGGGGAAGAGGAGCCCUGGGAAGGGAUACGCUCAGCAGACACUGGGAAAGGCACCCGGGAUGCACGGAGGGCACUGGGAGGCGCUGGGAGCGCUGGGCUCUGCGGAAGGGCGGGGCACUGGGAGGAGCAGGGCAAGGGUGGGGGCACUGGGAGGGAACUGGUGCGAGCGCUGGGGACGCCCCAUCCCCGUUCCCCUCCGCUCUGUGUGGAGGGGGCUGCAACAGGAGGCAGGAGGAGGGGGGUCUGCACCCCCGCCCCCACCUCCCUCUCAUCCCUUGCUGUCCCCAGGCUGGAGGACGAGACACAGAAGCGCGAGGAUGCCGAGAAGAGCCUGGUGCUGAUCCGCAAGAACGAGGCGCUGCAGCGGCAGAUGCGGGAGAUGGAGGAUGAGUUCGGGGAGGAGAUCGGGAACUACCAGGAUGUGGUGGGGAGGCUGGAGCAGGAGAUCCAGCAGAUGAAGGAGGAGAUGGCGCGGCACCUGCGCGAGUACCAGGACCUGCUGAACGUCAAGAUGGCCCUAGACAUCGAGAUAGCCACGUACCGCAAGCUGCUGGAGGGCGAGGAGAGCCGGAUCACCAUCCCUCUGCAGCCCACCACUUCCUUCAGCAUGAGAAGCUCAGGUGAGGGACAAAGAAUCCCCCACUACGUCUGGGGGUCUUUCCUUGGGGUGCUGGAGCCCCAGCCUGCGGAGAGCUCGGCUCGGAGGAUGGUGCUCAUCAAAACCAUCGAGACACGGGACGGGCAGAGCUGGCACCGGCUGCCCCCGGGCUUGGAGGCCCUGGCCGAGGUGGAGGUCUGCAAGCCGGAGCUGACGGCGGCGCUGCGCGAGAUCCGCACCCAGUACGAGAGCAUCGCCGUCAAGAACCUGCAGGAAGCCGAGGAGUGGUACAAGUCCAAGUUUGCCGACCUCUCAGAUGCGGCAAACCGGAACCACGAGGCGCUGCGGCUGGCCAAGCAGGAGAUGAACGAGUCCCGGCGGCAGAUCCAGAGCCUGACCUGCGAGGUGGACGGGCUGAAGGGCGUGAACGAGGCGCUGCAGCGGCAGAUGCGGGAGAUGGAGGAUGAGUUCGGGGAGGAGAUCGGGAACUACCAGGAUGUGGUGGGGAGGCUGGAGCAGGAGAUCCAGCAGAUGAAGGAGGAGAUGGCGCGGCACCUGCGCGAGUACCAGGACCUGCUGAACGUCAAGAUGGCCCUAGACAUCGAGAUAGCCACGUACCGCAAGCUGCUGGAGGGCGAGGAGAGCCGGAUCACCAUCCCUCUGCAGCCCACCACUUCCUUCAGCAUGAGAAGCUCAGUGCUGGAGCCCCAGCCUGCGGAGAGCUCGGCUCGGAGGAUGGUGCUCAUCAAAACCAUCGAGACACGGGACGGGCAGCAAGUGGUGACAGAGUCGCACAAGGAGCGAGCGGGGAAGUGACAGAGAGGAGCUGCUGCGAUGGCCCCGACCCCACGGCGGGGGUUUUGCCAAACCCUGCUGCGUCCUGGGCGGGGAAUGGAGCAAAGCAGGGGGGCUGGGAGUGCCCCAAUUCCCAUUCCUGCUGUCAGCACCACGGGACAACGCUGUGGUGUGUCCCUGUGCCUUUGCAGUGUGUCCCUGUGCCUUGUCCCCACACUAUUUAUUGCCUAUUUAUUAUCCUCCCAACCACAUUCCCAGCUCUAUUCCAUAUCGAGUGUUCCCCACGCUGCCUUGAGGCCGGGGGAGUCCCGGCUUCCCUCCUGCCCCCAGAGCUGGCACCGGCUGCCCCCGGGCUUGGAGGGUCUGGUGACAUCCAUGCACUGUCCCCUCUGGUGUCACUGCCCGGGGGAGUGGAGCAGAAUGGGAAGCAGCGCCCGGCUGAGGGGGGGAUCUGCGUC